AUGCAGUGCAAUGUCGGCAAACCCGAGGACAGGCACAACUUGAUCGAUCAGACUGUUGCAAAAUGGGGCGGAGUGGACAUUUGCGUGCAGACCGCUGGCGUGAACCCGGCCACAGGCUGGCUGCUUGACUGUUCGGAGGCAGUGUGGGACAAGCUCUUCGACAUUAAUGUGAAGAGCACGUGGGCGAUCACGAAACUCGUCGCGCCGUACAUGCAGAAGAAGAAGAACGGCUGCAUCAUCUAUGUCCCCAGUUUGGGCGUCUAUGGACAAAUCGUGCCAGACGGGGCGCUGAGCGGCUACAUCGUCAGCAAGACUUGCCUGCUCUCCUUGUGUAAAAUGGCCGCUCAGCAACUCGCUCCUGACAACGUGCGGGUGAAUACCAUCAUACCUGGAGCCAUCAAGACCCGCUUCGCUGAAGUGUUGUCGAGGGAAGACGUUGCAAGCUAUCUGAUGGCUCUAUGUCCCCUAGGGAGGUUCGGUGAGCCUGACGAUGUCGCCGGCAUGGCCGCCUUCCUAGCCUCGGCCGACGCCUCCUACGUGACCGGCGAAAACUUCGUGGUUGCCGGCGGUAUGCCGUCCAGACUCUAGUCGAGUUUCUUUGCUCGUCCAAUAUUUCGGCGAAAUUUUCAUCAUAAUAAGAACUCAAUCAAAAGCCUUCGGCACUGUCUCACUGCAGCGCCAACAGUGAAUCAUUUGACCAGUUGUUGGCCCACAUUUCCAAAACAUUAACACUCUUCUCCUGGGGUUCCGGAAAGGGCACUAAUAAUAAGCACUGAUCUGAAUUUUUUUAAAUAUAUUAUAACUAGAAAUUGAAAUUGGAAUUUGAAGUAAGAAUGUUACAAACAAUCUAUACCACACACUCAUGAAUUGAUACGAGUAUAACUGAAUUUGGGCUUCAAUCCUUUAUUAUUUGUUUAAAAUAAUCUCACCGGCGUUAAAAACUCACAGUAAAACUCGCAGGCAUUGAACUAUGUACCAUUAAUGUGAAGUGAAAUCCUAUUAUGAUGGUCGCCUUGACUUACUUGGAGUUCAUUUGAAUUGCGAUGUAUUUGUGGGAUUGUCUUUACUUGGGACGCGUUCACUUAUUUGUGAUAUAGCCAUUAAUGUAUAAUAUUUUGACUGAAGAAAUUCUUGCAACGAGUUUAAAUAAAUCUACAAUCUACGAGCGCAAUCUACAUGACUUGAUUAUCAUGCGCGCUUAAUGUUGAAUGACGUUAUUCUUAGGGAUAGAAAUAGCCGUUAAGUUUGCUGCCCACACGAAAACCGGACAUUUGUGAACUAGUAAAACUCUUCUGUGUACAUGUUUAUCAAUUGUAUACAGAACAUUUUAUUAAUUUAGCUACACCGUCUAUUGAUUAUUGGAACUCUGUCUUGAGAAUAUAUUUCAUCUUGAAUAAAAAGCGCAUUUUUUCCUCAAAUUUUUGUUCAUUUUCUUGUUUAGAAAAGCAGGUCCGCAUAAUUUAAUUCGUUUUACCUGAGAACUUGAAUCAAGUGACUUUAAUCUUUGCGAGAAGUUAAUCGGAAAUAUCUUUUAUUUUUCUUUUCUAAAUAUAUUCUUGAUUAUAUAGCACUGCAUCCAUCAAGCUUUUCCUCGAACCAUCGGGGUAACCACAUUACCAAGAAGAAGUAGAGAAAGAAAGCCACUGGCCGUAUAUAUAUAUAAUCACUUUAAAAUAUAUACCACCUUUUAAAACUACAUUCAUAACCAAAGCUACAAUUUAGCUGUUGUCGGACAGCAAAAAAAAAUAUAACUCAGUACUCACCGCAGUGUGUGACAGAGA
Messenger RNA from Hyalella azteca, 1781 nucleotides. RefSeq names its product dehydrogenase/reductase SDR family member 4-like. Gene Ontology annotation, molecular function: carbonyl reductase (NADPH) activity. The transcript has 6 exons. NCBI's taxonomy places the organism in Eukaryota, Metazoa, Arthropoda, Malacostraca, Amphipoda, Hyalellidae. The coding region runs from base 1 to 588 and encodes 195 amino acids. The record is from RefSeq and is a predicted model, not a curated record.